CAAUAGCAGCAUCUUUGUAAUCUGAAUCCCUCCUGCUAACUAGCCAAUGGAGACAACCAUUUAAGAGCAAACCAGGUAUAUCAAAAUAAUGAUUAUAAGGGAAAUCUUGAAUUUUAAUCUUCGGUGAGUAAACACAGACAAUAUUAUCUACAUGGUCGAACCUUAGUCAUAUGGCUACUGGAAUCAUAACCAAGUCCAUACUCAUUCCAUUAAUAAUCUGAACAGAAAUGGGGAGAUGAGAAGUCGAUUUGCAUUGCUAUUUUGGGACUUGUCUAAUAUAUUUGAUGGUUGACGGUACACAGUUACAGCAGUGAGAGAGAAACUAAUAGCUAGGGCCGAUCCAUCUCGUUGAUCGCAGUCACAAUCUCGAAAGCCAACGGUUGCAAAUCUGUUUCAUGCAGUUAUUCUUUGUAGUGUCGAUGAUGAAACCUCUGUGGACUAUAAUGGGAUAUGACUUGCUUCAGAAUUAUCACAACACUGCAGAUAUGUAAUAUAGAGCAUCCCAAGAGACGACAAAAAAGGUUAUCGUCGGGUGAGUUCAAAUCACGUUGACAAUAUGGCUCGAGGUGAUCCAGUAAAAACAGGGCAUAUGGACACAAGAUCAUACUCUAUUUACUGUAGUAACAGAGCCGUAUUCUGCCUGCUUAGCCGGCUCCUGCAUUUCCAAGAAAGUGGCGACCAAAAGUUGCAUCUCGCUUUUAUUUCUGCAUAAUUUAACAUUUGCUACCACUGUCAGUCAACAUGGCUUCCUACACCACUGUCCCUGGCUCCUCGUCUUUCAUCACCAACAUGAACGAUCUGGGACUCUCUGCUUUCUCUUCACGAUCAUCGGUAUUUUCUAUUCCAAAAUGCAGGAAAUCAGUUUUCAAGAAAAUUGUAUCAGUCAUGGCUCCCAAGCAAUCACAGCGCGAGCCUGCCACCACUGGCUCAGUGAAAACCGCUAUGACGAUGACAGAGAAAAUCAUGGCGAGGGCUUCUGAGAGGCCCCAGUUGAACCCAGGUGAGAAUGUUUGGGUCAACGUUGAUACUCUGAUGACCCAUGAUGUUUCCGGUUCAGGUUGUUUUGCGAUCUUCAAGAGGGAGUUUGGAGAGAAUGCCAAGGUUUGGGACCGUGAGAAAAUUGUGGUCAUACCAGAUCAUUAUAUAUUCACUGCUGAUGAGCUUGCAAACCGUAAUGUGGACAUUUUGAGGGAUUUCUGUCUGGAACAAAAUAUAAAGCACUUCUAUGAUAUCAAAGAUCGUAGUGACUUCAAGGCUAACCCUGAUUAUAAAGGUGUAUGCCAUAUUGCACUUGCACAAGAAGGUCAUUGUAGGCCAGGACAGGUUCUGUUGGGUACAGAUUCUCACACCUGCACUGCUGGAGCAUUUGGUCAAUUUGCUACUGGAAUUGGCAUCACUGAUGCAGGUUUUGUAUUAGGAACUGGGAAGCUCCUGCUCAAGGUACCCCCAACUCUGAGAUUUGUAAUGGACGGUGAAAUGGCUGAUUAUCUGCUUGCAAAGGAUUUGAUUUUGCAAAUUAUUGGGGAAAUAUCUGUAUCUGGGGCAACAUACCAAACAAUGGAGUUUGUUGGCACAACAGUUGAGAGUUUAAGUAUGGAAGAGCGGAUGACAUUAUGUAACAUGGUUAUUGAAGCUGGAGGGAAGAAUGGGGUUAUCCCUGCUGAUGCUACUACAUUCAAGUACCUUGAGGACAAGACAUCUGUGCCUUAUGAACCGGUUUAUAGUGAUGAGCGAGCAAGUGACGCGCUCUUUCUUUUUGGCUCCAGAUUUCUUUCUGAGUACAGGUUUGAUAUCUCCAAAUUAGAACCAUUGGUUGCAAAGCCACAUUCUCCUGAUAAUCGUGCUUUAGCAAGAGAAUGCAAAGAUGUCAAAAUAGACAGAGUAUACAUUGGAUCCUGUACUGGUGGAAAAACCGAGGACUUUAUGGCUGCUGCUAAAGUUUUUCUAAAUUCUGGCAGAAAGGUCAAGGUUCCCACAUUUCUUGUCCCUGCAACCCAGAAGGUUUGGAUGGACUUGUAUAGUCUCCCAGUACCAGGAUCUGGUGGCAAAACUUGCUCCCAGAUUUUUGAAGAAGCUGGUUGUGACACACCUGCAAAUCCUAGCUGCAGUGCUUGUAUGGGAGGCCCUAAAGACACCUAUGCACGCAUGAACAAGCCCAUGGUGUGCGUGUCAACAACAAACAGAAACUUCCCAGGGCGUAUGGGACACAAAGAAGGUCAGAUUUAUCUUGCUUCACCCUAUACAGCAGCAGCAUCUGCUUUGACAGGUUAUGUUACGGAUCCAAGAGAGUUCUUGCAGUAGCCUAUUAUUGUUCUGUUUUGCUGUACACCCAUCUGUUGUAUGGACGAGUAAUUGAUUUCAGUGUAUGAUUAUGUUUGUGUACGUGGGAUGUGCUGAGUUAAUGUAAGGAAAUUCUUGCCUAA
Manihot esculenta (cassava) is the source of this 2423-nucleotide messenger RNA. Its product is annotated as 3-isopropylmalate dehydratase large subunit, chloroplastic. Gene Ontology annotation, biological process: amino acid biosynthetic process. Bases 742 to 2301 code for a protein of 519 amino acids. The transcript is spliced from 15 exons. The record is from RefSeq and is a predicted model, not a curated record. Lineage: Eukaryota; Viridiplantae; Streptophyta; Magnoliopsida; Malpighiales; Euphorbiaceae. Gene Ontology annotation, molecular function: 3-isopropylmalate dehydratase activity; 4 iron, 4 sulfur cluster binding.